UCAUAAUUUUACGACUUUUGUCGUGCUUUUGUCAUUGUAGUAAAAAUAAAGUUAUUCUGUCAGGUGAAAUUCAUGGCUGUAUUUUUUUUUGGAAAAUUAUUUUAUUAAGUGACAUGUGCCCUUUUUUUGUGAUUUUAAUUUAGGGUCAAUAUAAUCGCUAAUUUCCAAAAAUGGACGUAGACAACGCAGCUUCUGAAAGUCCUGUAACAGGAAAUGGGGUCAUAGAUAUUGAACAGUCCUUUUUGCAGCAAUUUAGCUGCAUGGGUACCACUGACAGAGAUGAACUUAUUCAGCAGUUACAAAAACUUCUUGGAACUCAACUAAAUUACUCCACAGCAGCCUUUUUCUUGGAUAUGAACAAUUGGAAUUUGCAAGCUGCUGUAUGUUCUUAUUUUGACUAUGAGAACCCAAAUCCUUUGCCUCAGAUGAAACUGGUUGCAGAUCCUUUUGCAAAUGAAAAUGAGAGUGUAGAGCCAAACGUAAGAUUCAAAAAGACUUGGCAUGUUUCGAAUAGUGGUAAUGAAACGUGGCCAACUAAUUGUUACGCUCAAUGUUCAGAUGGUCAUAAUUUAGGCGGAGAUAGGGUACCUCUUCCAUGUUUAAACCCCGGAGAAGGCUUUCAGUUGUCUGUUGAAUUGGAAGGGCCCUCUGUUCCAGGCAUUUACCAGAGCAAAUGGAGAUUAUGUACAUCAAAGGGUUCCUAUUUUGGUGAUCCAAUGUGGGUAAUAGUAACAGUCGUGGAAGAGGGUACAAUAGCCUUGACGAAUCAAUUGUCUCAUUUUAACGAAUUAGGAGCGCUACCACCCACAAGCAAUGCUUACAAUCCCUUCUCGCCCCAUCAGAUCCACAUAGGAAACAAUCAGGAUGUGGCUCCUCCAGACGGACAAAAGGAUUCUUCAAUGUUCUAGUACUUGCUUUCAUCAACUUAAACAGUGCCACAGUGUGAGGGGGAAAAUGAGUGCAUUUAUGAAUGAGUUGAAAACAUUUUUUGAUGAGUAUGUCAAAGUUAAAAAAAGAG
Messenger RNA from Psylliodes chrysocephalus, 1018 nucleotides. Lineage: Eukaryota; Metazoa; Arthropoda; Insecta; Coleoptera; Chrysomelidae. The record is from the annotation of a GenBank genome assembly.